Cyprinodon variegatus (sheepshead minnow) is the source of this 1371-nucleotide messenger RNA. RefSeq names its product family with sequence similarity 192 member A (gene psme3ip1). The transcript is spliced from 6 exons. The record is from RefSeq and is a predicted model, not a curated record. Gene Ontology annotation, cellular component: nucleus. Bases 112 to 855 code for a protein of 247 amino acids. NCBI's taxonomy places the organism in Eukaryota, Metazoa, Chordata, Actinopteri, Cyprinodontiformes, Cyprinodontidae.
GUCGGAACCAUUGUGUCAGGUUGAUUGUGAGGUCGGCCCGUUUUAAGUGUUACUCAGAGGGUGAUAAACAAGCAGGUUGCUAGCCGCUUGCGGUAAAUUCGGGUCGCUCUGAUGGCCGACGGAGAAGUGGCGGGCGUCGACCUCAGCAGGAAGUUUGUCUCUGAGUCGGAGCUCGACGAGAGGAGGAAGAAGAGGCAGGAGGAAUGGGAGAAAGUCAGGAAGCCAGACGAUCCAGAGGAGGCCCCAGAGGAGGAGUACGACCCUCGAUGCCUCUAUGACCGGCUGCAGGAGCAGAAGGACAAGAAACAGCAGGAAUAUGAGGAGCAGUUUAAGUUCCGAAACAUGGUGAGGGGACUGGACGAGGAUGAGACCAGUUUCCUGGACGAGGUUUCCCGGCAGCAGGUCCUGGUUGAGAAGCAGCGGAGAGACGAGGAGAAGAAGGAGCUACUGGAAUACAGAAUAUCCUUUUUUAUGGGAAGCUUUCUGGUUGGGGCUGUAGAGUUUCCUGAAUUAUUUUUCAGCUCCUCGCAUUCAUCCGACAGUGGGAAGAAGCAGAAGGUGGAUGACAGAAGGGCAACAGGAGAUGGAGACAGAACUGCAGAGCAGGACGGAGGAGCAGCAGGAGGACGAAGCAGGGAAGCUGAGGAUCACCGAGCCGUUCCAGGUCUCACAGCCAAGACUCCGCCCUCCACCCGAGGAGUGCUUCACCUGCCAUCGGCCGCCGUGUGCGUCGGCGUUUUGCCCGGGCUCAGCGCUUAUUCUGGCAGCAGCGACUCUGACAGCAGCUCGGACAGCGAAGGUAGCGUAGAUGCAAUCAUGUCGCCGUACCCACGGCACAGCAGGGCCUACAGAUAGACACACCCACUCAUCCACCCACCCACAGAAACACUAAGUAAAGCUUUGAGCUCCAGCCGUUAGAGCUGUUCACUCUGCUCCUCUCACAGCUGGGAGUUUAACUUCUCUUUCUCCAAAGUUCAGCCCAAACCUGAUCUGUUCAUCAUGUCUGUUUCCUUUACUGUGGCUCUGAAACAUGAUUCUUCCCUCAAUCACAUCUCAUGCAGUUUAAGGCGACCCUGCCAGCGGCUGAAGGCUGUGCUGGUGGCUGAGCGAACAGUGACUGACAGCUGUGGAGUGAAGACCAGGGCGGCUUUAGGACUCUGAUUGUUUUAGACGAGUCAGAGCAGGACGCAGCUUUUUCAGUUUACCAUGCUGGACUUCUUUGCUUCUCUCUCCGAUGUUUAAAUUUUUAAUUAAAAAAUGUGGAUCCUUAUCCUCUUGUGUUUACUGACACAUUUGUGUUUUAGAAACGUCAGGCCGCUGCCUGCAUGUGAAAUCAUGUAAUAAAUGGAUUUAUUGAACUUCAUCGACUCA